This is a messenger RNA of Hyposmocoma kahamanoa, 2275 nucleotides long. RefSeq lists its product as uncharacterized. The coding region runs from base 97 to 1536 and encodes 479 amino acids. The transcript has 17 exons. The record is from RefSeq and is a predicted model, not a curated record. Lineage: Eukaryota; Metazoa; Arthropoda; Insecta; Lepidoptera; Cosmopterigidae.
AAAUAGUUAUGGAAUUUUAAAUUACUUUACACCAUUAUACACACGCAUCUACCUACAUCAUGAACCAUUAAGGGUAUGGAUCAGAAAUAAGCCAAUAUGCAAUAUAUCAAAACCGAUAACCAACCAUGUGAGGUCACAAUGAAGCUGAGGAACAGCACAUCGGAUCAAAACGUUGUCAUCACAUACGUUUGUCUUAUAAAUGACGUGAAACCAACUGGAUCGAGACAUUAUGUUAAUAAAUCUCACAGAAUACAAUAUGGAGUAGAUGAGGUUGAUAUCGAUGCUGAACCCAUUCAGGUCGAAAGAUCGAAAGCUCUCCAUGAGCUCGUUGAGUCACGAAAGCACGAAGAGGUGUUGAGCAAAAAUAAUGAAGAUCAGCCUGGACAAUUGAAUUCAUCGACGCCAGCGUAUCCUACCAUCACCUUCAGCGAAGACAGUGAACUAUCCGACAUGGAUGAUGGUUUCAGUGAUCCAAAAAUUCUGAAACUUACCAAAAUGAAAUGGCUCUCCGAAAGUCAAGGUGGCACUCCCGAUUCAAGCAUUUCACUAUCGCCAGCACCUUCAACCACCAGUUCUAACUUCAGUAGAGAAACAGAAUACGAUGAUAAUGAAAGUGACCCAAAUCUUGGAGACAAGUAUUUAUCAACCAUCCUCCGUAUAGAUAAAGAGCACAACCUAUUUUUCGGCUUGUCGAACAUAGCGAUUGUGGGCUCCCGACAAUUUAAGAAGAUGCGUAAGGACGAGGAUAAUAAACCAUUGUUUCCACAAACAACUAUAGUGCAAGUAGUUUAUACAGGAUGCGUAUGUCAGGGUUGCUGCAGACAUAAGUCCAAAAGUGAUUUCCCAAGGUCGUUGAAGUGUGGAACAGGAUGCACGUUUUGUUGUUUAACACCGAGUCGUGCUAGUUGCCUACCGCAAAGAACACUGUUCGAUGAUUCCCCGAGGAGCUGCCCAGCUCCGCCGUGCCCAGAUUUAUUAAAGGAUAAACCAAGUAAUGACGUGUGCCCAACAUCACCAUGCUCUAGUCCGCCGUGUCCAGAGAUCAUCAUUCCCCCGGAACCCAAGACCUCCUGUGCAACUAAUUGCGUUGGCGUGAAGAUAAAAUUAAACAGAAAACCUGUACCAGUGGUGCAACCUAUAGAAAUUACACCGCGUUCUAGAUGUAUUCUCACUAAGCCAUUAGCAACAAGAACCUGCUACCACAUACCGCCAUGCGUGCCACCGGGACCGGGUUUCCCGCUCCUGUUACCGUGCUUCUGGCCAGUCCGGCCAAAUGCCCCUUGCAGUGACCCAAAACAAUGUUUACACAAUCCCACUUGUCCGAAUUCACUUCGUCCAUCAUAUCUGCCAGAAAUUACAAAAGUUGAACCUGUACGGGUAAAAUUUUUAGGAGAGAGUAGAAAAUCCUCAACAGGCUCAACCACAGGCUCAGCCACAGGCUCAACCACAGGCUCAACCACAGCCUCAAAAUUAAUUCGCAACACCGAUGAAGCGUCGAAGCAAAGGCUCUAUAGCUCAAAACAUAUGUCAUCCUAAGUGCGUCCCCGGCAAAGCACCGCGAAAGGACUGCGAGUGUUACUUGCCGAAAUGCGAGAGCUGCUUUGUACAAAUGCCUAAGAUAACAAGGGAAAACGUGACGUCUUCAACGCAAGUUGAUGAAAGAAUAAUAACUAAAAUAGAGAAUACAGACAAAACAAAAACUGUAGCGAAACAAAACUCUCGAAGAAUCCUUGAUGAAAAUGGCGAAUGGUGUAAAUGUGACGACUUUGAUGAGUGUGAAAACAUUAUGAAUUCGUGACUUUAUCUUGCUGAGCUUAUUACAACGAGUUACAUAAAAAAGGAAAUUACACAGAAACAUCGGUAAAUUAGUUGUGUAGCGUGGGGGGUGCAGAGGAGGCCAUGGCUCCGGGCGUCACAGCAAUGGAGGCGGCAGCGAGUGCGGCCUAGCCCUGACUAGUCAACAUUAUUUUUUUACUUAAAAUUAGAAAAUAAAUUCCGCCAUUUGAGAAAACGAUAUCCUGAACAACACAGAGAUGGCGACGGCGAGCCUGCCCGAACUAACUACUCUUGUAAUCGUGAAAGUAGAGGGGGAAGCAAAGUUAAGGUUGGCCCCGAGCAGUAGGAAUUGACGCUACGCCCCUGCAGUAAAUUGAUGAAGACGAUGAGAAAGUAGAAAAUAAAUAAAAACGAGAGAAAAACAAAUAAAGAAAUUGAUGAAGAUGAUGUUUGAGGAAGUAGAAAAUGAACAAAAAAAAAAAAGAAAAACGAGAAAAAA